Molecule: messenger RNA, 1245 nt
Organism: Chlorella variabilis
Lineage: Eukaryota; Viridiplantae; Chlorophyta; Trebouxiophyceae; Chlorellales; Chlorellaceae
Exons: 8
Coding region: 1-1245 (414 amino acids)
Source: RefSeq, a predicted model, not a curated record
AUGGCAUAUUACGAGACGCGGGCGGGCGACCUGCUAGAUCGCCUGACAGACUGCGGGCUGGGGGAUGGUAUGAGCGAGGAUGAUUUGUUGGGAGGCGGGGCCCGCGAGCCGCUCCGCUCCUGCUGCGUCAAGCUCGCGGCGCGGCUGUGGGCGCUGUGCCAGCACGCCGAGCUGGGAGACACCAAGGCCUUGCAGGCGGCGGCCGUGGCAGUGCGGCGCGCCGCCAACACCGAGGCGGCGGCCGGGGAGGGCCGCCUGGAUGCGGGCCUGAAGCAGCUAGCCAAGGUGCUGGAUCCUGGCUGCGCCCCUGCCAGCCGCCUAGAAGCCCUGGAGCUGCUCGUCGCCGUCCUGCAGGCCGGCGCCAUGGCGGCAGCCGCGGCGGAGCAGGAGCAGGCGGCGGCGGGGGUGGAGAUGGCGGAAGCGGAGGCUGGCGGCCAGGGCGGGGCUGCCGACAUGGACACCUCUGACCCGCUGGCUUAUGAUCUAUCGGCUGUGUUGCGGGCGAUUGCCAGCCUGCUUCACCUUGAGGAGGUGGCCUCCUCGCCCGCCACCGCGGCAGAGCUGGUGGCGGCGGUGCAGGCCCGCGUGCAGCAGCUGCUGGCGCAGCUGCCCGCCGGCUUCUUCGAGCCGCUGCUGCCGCCGGGGUCGCUGGGCGAGGCGCAGCUGGCCACCCUAGCAGAGGUGGAUGCCGCGCUGCGGGCGGAGUACGGCCUGCGGCGGCGCAUGCUGGCGGAGCGGGCCAAGGUCACGCUGCAGUCGUUCCUGUGGAGCCCCCGCCUGGAGCAGAAGGGCACCAAGGGCGAGGCGCAGGUGGUGGUGGACGGCGCGGUGCGUGCCAUGGUGCCCGAGCCGGCGGUGGCGCUGCAGGGCGUGUUUGGCGCCACGCUGGCAGACCUGCUGGCAAUCCUGGAGAAGGCGACCAGCGGGGAGGCGGGCAUACACGCCUCGGUCAAGGCGGUGCUCAUCGGGAAGGUGCCCGACCGCGGCGGGCGCACCGAGGGCCGCAAGCGCGAGGCCGACAUGCCCACCUGGGCGGCACGCAAGGUCACAGAAGGCGGCGGCAGAGGAGGAGGGAGGGGCGGCGGCAGGCACCACGGCGGCGGGCGCGGCCGCGGCGGCGGCGGCAGAGUGCAGGGCGGCUGGCAAGGCGGCGGCGGCGGCGGCGGCAAGGCUGGCGGCGGCGGCAAGGCUGGCGGCGGCGGCGGCGGCUGGGGCGGGAGCGGCAAGGGCAAGAUGAAAGUCUGA